AUGGCAGUCCUUGCCCUCCUGCUCUUCGUCCUUGCUGUGAGCACCUGGAGUAGGCCUGAGAUGGGUACUGUGGAUCCGGAGCUGUCCUCAGUGCCUAUACCAACCGAUGUUACAACUGAGUCCUAUAACAUGAAUCCUAACCCAUAUUGGGAGUACCCAAUCACGCCCCAGACCCCUGUUUUCACCAUACAGGUAAAGAACUACAGAGAACCAGUAUGGAUUGAGGCUUGUGCCAAUAUAUCUCAUCAUUAUUUUAAUAUUUCUUACCAAAUGUUUGAUCCAUCAGACUCACUCUCGGCCAGAGUUAAAGCUAGGCUUGGGCAAAAGGAAUCUGCCCACAUAGAGUCAAAAGAAUUUAUUGUAUACCAACAAGGGAAAAUUGGACCACCUAAACCAGAUGUCAGAAAGAAGACCAAAUCAUUAUUGACAUUUCACUCUUUAGUUAUUCUAAAUGGUGAAGUGACAAAAGCCAUGUAUGAUUAUGAAAAUAGAGACUGUUACACGUUCACAUAUGCUCUGUAUGUGAGGAUUAAUGGAAGUGAAGUCAUAAAGGAGAAGGAAGUUGAUUACAGUGAGACUCUGUGCCAGCUGAGUCCAGUGACCUCCCUGAAUUCCAAGUACUGUGUUUCAGCAGAAGGCAUCACAGACACGCGGACUGUUAGAACCGAAAAGUCAAAAGAAUGCUAUAUUACCAUUUCCGAUAGCAGCACAAACUAUCCUGUUUGGAUUCCAGUUGGUUCUGCUUUCCUACUCUUUCUAACACUUAUCCUGGUACUCAUAUGUCGUCAGGUUAAGAGGAAUCUAUUUAAGAGAGAAAGGAUCCUGUUAACCAAGUCCUAUCUCUCUGUGUUCAAAAAUGCCACUUCAGAGGCAAAACCUGAAUCAAAACAGGUAUCACUGAUCACAUCCUACCAGCCGACUGUCUCAGAAAGUGAGAGUGGAGAGCAGUUGUCUCCAGUGACAGUUGCAGGCAUGGCUGCAGAAGACAAUCCAGGAAAAGGAAACCAGAGAGAAGAGCUCGCUGGUGAUGUAGACGUGGGGAUGACCGAAGAAACUAUGAUCGACAUGGCCCCUGGAAGCCCUCCAACCCCAGAAAGUAGAAAUAACUCUUUCCAUUCAAGUAACCAACACUCUGACCCCUGUAGCAGCGCUUUGAACUCAUAUCACUCCAGGAAUGGUCCUAACAAUGGCCUUGUGGAGUUGGAUGGCUUCUUAACUGACCCAGAAUUUCCCCCAACUAAUAAAAUGGAAAUAAAGACAGAAGGACAACACUCUCUAAUGCUGAGAAACACUACCACCUCUUUCAGUUAUGAUAAACCCCAUGUACUGGUGGAUCUACUGGUGGAUGACGCUGGUAAAGAAUCCCUGACUGGUUACAGACUUACAGCAGAUUCCAAAGAAUUUUCAUAA
Choloepus didactylus (southern two-toed sloth) is the source of this 1410-nucleotide messenger RNA. Its product is annotated as interferon gamma receptor 1-like. Gene Ontology annotation, biological process: type II interferon-mediated signaling pathway. Gene Ontology annotation, cellular component: membrane. Gene Ontology annotation, molecular function: cytokine binding; cytokine receptor activity. The record is from RefSeq and is a predicted model, not a curated record. NCBI's taxonomy places the organism in Eukaryota, Metazoa, Chordata, Mammalia, Pilosa, Megalonychidae.